AUGACGACACCCCGCGUGCUCGUGAUCGGCGGCAAUGGCUUUGUCGGCUCUGCGGUAUGCAAGCAAGCCAUUGCUCGUGGGUGGAAUGUGGUGAGCAUCAGUGGUAGUGGGCGCCCUUUCCGUACGCAGCGUGGCCACGCGCCAGCAUGGACGGAAUCGCCCCGCAUGCAAUGGCGUAAAGCGGAUGCUUUUGAUCCUGCUACAUACCGUGAUAUUGCCGCUGAGUGUACAGCGGCCGUGCACACGAUGGGCAUUUUACUGGAGUCGGCGUACAAAGGGGAGAAAGGCUCGACAGGCGGUGCGCUUGCUGGGCUCGCCAAAGGAUGGGGCUUGUCCAGCGGCGCCAACCCCUUGGCGGAAGAUGGGCAUGGUGGUAGCCUGACCUACGAACGCAUGAACCGCGAUGCUGCGCUGCUAGUAGCGCAGACCUUCAAAGACGUACAAUCCCAGGCGCAACGUUCGCAUGUCCCGUUUGUAUACCUCUCUGCGGAAGACAUUAUGCGUCCCCUCAUUUCGUCCCGCUAUAUUUCUACCAAGUAUGAGGCGGAGCAAUCUAUCACCGCCAUGGCUGACGAUGUCCUUCGACCUAUUCUCAUGCGCCCUGGCCUCAUGUAUCACCCGCAUCAUCGCCCGUGGACCACUGUCCCGGCCACAAUGCUGGACGCUUCCUGCCAUCUACACAAACUGCGCACUAAGCUCAAGCUGCCCAUCCCUCUGCCUGCGGACCUGCUGCAGAGCUCAUGGGCACCGACAGCCCUACGUCCCUUGGCCGGCGCUCUGGUUACGCCACCGCUUCAUGUGGAUACUGUAGGUGUGGCCAUCUGCGAGGCGAUUGAGAACCCUGCUAUCUAUGGUGUGCAAGCUACCGCCUCGAUUCGUCAGCUGGCCGGAUGGCCCUCCGAGACGGAAGCGCCGUAG
Malassezia pachydermatis is the source of this 918-nucleotide messenger RNA. RefSeq lists its product as hypothetical. The record is from RefSeq and is a predicted model, not a curated record. Gene Ontology annotation, molecular function: protein-containing complex binding. Lineage: Eukaryota; Fungi; Basidiomycota; Malasseziomycetes; Malasseziales; Malasseziaceae. The transcript has 2 exons. Gene Ontology annotation, cellular component: mitochondrion. The coding region runs from base 1 to 918 and encodes 305 amino acids.